AUGUCUCACAAAAAGGAUAUAGAAGCUUUAAACUGGACCCUCCAGGACUUGCGAGAUAGUACAGAUAUAAUGGGAGGCAUGGUAGUUUUAUUGGCUGGUGAUUUCCGUCAAACCCUCCCAGUGAUUCAAAGGGGGACACCAGCAGAUGAAAUUCAAGCGUGCAUUAAAUCAUCAAGCUUAUGGCCGACAGUUGAAAAACUCCGCCUGAAAACGAAUAUGAGAGUGCAUCUUCAUAAUGACGGGGAUUCAGGACUUUACCCAGAAAUGUUGUUGAAAAUUGGUGAUGGUAGUUUAGAUGUUGACGCUGAAGGCUACAUAUCACUGUCAAGAGAAUUUUGUAAUUUAGUAGAAAGUGAUGUGGAUCUCAUUGCUUAUGUUUUUCCGGAAUUGCAACAAAAUUUGUGUAGUGAUCAGUGGUUGUGUGCAAGAGCAAUAUUAGCACCAAGAAAUGAAAUUGUAAAUAGGAUCAACACUGACAUUUUAAACGAGGUUCAAGGAGAAAUGAAGGAAUAUUUGUCAAUGGAUACAAUUAUGAAUACGGAACUAAGUACUUCAUAUCCUGUGGAGUUUUUAAAUUCACUUGAACUAUCGGGUGUACAGUCACAUAAGCUUCAAUUGAAACUAAAUGUACCAAUAAUGCUUAUGCGAAAUCUAGAUGCUCCUCGGCUAUGUAAUGGAACAAAGCUUCGGAUAACAAAAUUGGUGCUACUAUUUUAA
This is a messenger RNA of Eupeodes corollae, 717 nucleotides long. RefSeq lists its product as uncharacterized. Gene Ontology annotation, biological process: DNA repair; telomere maintenance. Bases 1 to 717 code for a protein of 238 amino acids. NCBI's taxonomy places the organism in Eukaryota, Metazoa, Arthropoda, Insecta, Diptera, Syrphidae. The record is from RefSeq and is a predicted model, not a curated record. Gene Ontology annotation, molecular function: DNA helicase activity. The transcript has a single exon.